Molecule: messenger RNA, 826 nt
Organism: Pocillopora meandrina
Lineage: Eukaryota; Metazoa; Cnidaria; Anthozoa; Scleractinia; Pocilloporidae
Source: the annotation of a GenBank genome assembly
AUGUAUCGAGGUCAUUUCCAUUACUUCACCGGCCCUAAGAUCUAUUACCCGAACAAAGCCAUGGAUUCCUCUCCUCCUCUCAAACCACCUGUAACUUUGAUUGAAAAAGGAAUAGCGAGAAUGACCCUUAAGGAAACAAAAGACAUGAGGGAAUUUGCAACAUCUCUAAGGAGAAGUGUCAGACAACAUUCUGUCAGGGACAAGAGCGAAAAAAGACACUGCCCAUCUUCCUUAUGCGAUAUCGUUUUCGUUAAAAGAAGGCGAGCCUUCUUCCAAUGUUGAAACAACCGCUUUGAUGGAGGGCCAAAAUGACGCACAACAGCAAGACCGAGAGCAGCCGUUUUCAUCCAUUUCAUCCAUCCGUUAUUUCAAGUCAAAGCAAGUGAUCGCUGUAAAGCUCAACCGCAGAAGAGAAUAUUGGCAGUUUUUCCUUGCCCUACUUUUAAAGGAUCUCCUCGUCAAGGAGAGAAAGGGAAAAGAACUAUCGUUUAUUGACAACGUCGUGUACAUUUUGUGGCUCGACAACGUUUACAUUGGUUACAAGCUCGUUUUCUCUGAGGCUUACCAAGACGAUAGGAACUCACCGCACACCAUUAUAGACCGUGCGCGUAUUGACGAGAUCAUUAAUGAUGCUUCCGGAUUGAGAUCUUACAAGGUAGCUCCCUCAAGAGAAAGCGGAUAGAAUGAACGACUGUUUAAAGGUGGCGAUAACAGUGACAUUGACUCAGAAGACUCGUCGAAAAUGAAGGAUCCGACGAAGGGUCCGAUGAGGAUUUGUGUGUUUUUCAGCACUAGGUCGGGACGUUUAGCAACACGCUUACAACUG